AUGUUUGAUUCAUUUAGUCAUGACCGAAGAGACGCUAGGACUACCUCUGAAAAACUUGCUCAUGUCGGUCAUGAAAAGAAGCCCUAUGACAAGUCUGCAGACGAUGAAUUUUGGGCUGAUUAUUUGGAUAAGCUGGAGAAACAACGGAAGCUGCGUGAGCAGAUGAACUUUCGCAAGGAGCUGAGGCGACUACAGGAGAUGAGUCGGAGGGAACAAGAAGAGACAAAGAUUCAGAUUACGGAUGUGCCAGGUUUCAGUGGCGGUUUGCCAUGUGUAUCAUCGGCGCCGUCGUUCGACCGGGGCAUGAUGCCACCUGCUGUACCGUCCCGUAAGAGCCUCCAUGCCUUCAUCCCUAGUUCUGAUCAUGGAGUCGGUUGCGGCGACCAAGAGUUUAGCAGCGGGGAUCAUUUCCGCUUUCUGAGUUCGCACACUGCUGUUACUGCCAUCCCGGGUGCCCCGCCCUGUCUCCCUCUCAUGCCUCCGAUCGCCGCACGGAACCCUCGUUGGGUUUUACCUAAGCAGCGACAACCAAACAGCGCAGUUCCGAAUGUCUGUCAGGCCUUCGGCAAUGGCCAUCGGGUCAAGUACCACCGACAUCCUCGGUCGGUCCCAAAGAGGUUGCUAUACCGUCCGAAAAGUACAUUGAUCAAAAUCAAAACCGUCGACAGCGACGCAUCAGCGAAAAAUAUGCAGUGA
This is a messenger RNA of Soboliphyme baturini, 696 nucleotides long. Lineage: Eukaryota; Metazoa; Nematoda; Enoplea; Dioctophymatida; Soboliphymatidae. The record is from the annotation of a GenBank genome assembly.